Penicillium mononematosum is the source of this 297-nucleotide messenger RNA. RefSeq lists its product as uncharacterized. The coding region runs from base 1 to 297 and encodes 98 amino acids. The record is from RefSeq and is a predicted model, not a curated record. Lineage: Eukaryota; Fungi; Ascomycota; Eurotiomycetes; Eurotiales; Aspergillaceae. The transcript is spliced from 2 exons.
AUGGGUCUCUUCAGCCACCACCACCACGACAAGCACGAUAAGCACCACGAUCACAAGCACCACGAGAGCCACAGCCACCAGCAGGGUCACCAGCAAGGCCCCGGCGGUCCUGGCGGUCCCGGCGGUCCCGGCGGCCCUGGAUUUGGAGGACCUCAGGGUGGAUUCCAAGGACAGCAGCACCACCACCAGGGUGGCCCUGGAGGCUUUGGUGGCCCUGGACAACACCAGGGUGGACAUGGCGGACAUGGCGGACAUGGUGGUCCCGGUGGUCCUCAGAGAGGACACGGCGGUUGGUAA